Molecule: messenger RNA, 2642 nt
Organism: Apodemus sylvaticus (European woodmouse)
Lineage: Eukaryota; Metazoa; Chordata; Mammalia; Rodentia; Muridae
Gene: Rnf222
Product: ring finger protein 222
Exons: 3
Coding region: 271-906 (211 amino acids)
Source: RefSeq, a predicted model, not a curated record
UAUGUGUGUUUGGCCUAUAUGUACAUAUGUGACCAAGGUCAGAAGAGGGCAUCAAAUCUCCUGGAACUGGAGUUAUGGAUAGUUGUGAAUCACCAGGCUCGGAUCUCAGUGACUUUGCCCAUUUCCAAACUACCAGACACAUCCUCCAAGCAUGAAAAUCUACUUUUCCCGAAGUUAGACAGGACCUUCUGACAGCCUUGAGCCACCACAUAAGGAGACUCUGAAGAAUGAUUGAACAUGGCUGCUGAGGCCUGUUACCUCUGAAGCGCCAUGUCAGAAGGCGGGAGCAAGGACAGCUCGGGCAGCGAGUGCCCUGUGUGCUACGAGAAGUUCCGGGAUCUGGAGGGCGCCAGCCGGACUCUGAGCUGCGGCCACGUGUUCUGCCAUGACUGCCUGGUCAAGUACCUGCUCUCCACCCGGGUGGAUGGCCAGGUGCAGAGGACUAUCGUCUGCCCCAUCUGCCGCUAUGUCACCUUCCUCAGCAAGAAGAGCUCCCGCUGGCCCUCCAUGCUGGACAAGAGCGCACAGACCCUGGUCGUGCCUGUGGGCCUGCCCUCCGUGCCCUCACCAGACCGUGGGGGCCACACAAACCCCCUGGUUAUUUCCCACCAGGUCUGGAGACAAUCACCAAGCCAGGGAGCUCAACUCCCCUUGGACCUGCUGCCCAGCCUGCCCCGAGAGUCACAGAUUUUCAUCAUCAGUCGCCAUGGGAUGCCCCUGGGGGAACAGGACAGUGUGCUGCCCCGACGCAGCCUGGCAGAGAUAUCUGAGGCCUCGCCGGCUCCCAGUGCCACCCGUUCUUUCUGCUGCCGGUCUCGGGCCCUCCUGCUCAUCACCCUCAUUGCCGUGGUGGCUGUGGUAGCUGCCAUCCUGCCCUGGGUGCUGCUGGUGAGGAAGCAGGCCUGAGUGGCGGUAUGCAGAGGACAGGGGAGCAAGGCCCAGUAUCUAAGCAGUGCUCCAUGCUGUGCUGGCCACAGCUUGAGAGGCCAGAGGGUCCUAGUGUAGACCUGGUACGAUUAAGCUGCAGAGGGAGGUCCUGGACUCAGAGUGGACACGGGUGGGGCCAGAUUGGGAGGUUAGGGGCUUUGUCCCCACCCUUUGCAUCCCUUGUCAGUGAGGGCUUUGGCAUGAGGAGAGGCUAGGAACAGAGAUGCUCUGAGGCUAGCACUGAAGGGCCAACACCCCAUUUGUGGCCCCAUAAGCAUCCCCAACAAAUACUCCUUCUCUAGGCUGGAACUUAGCAAGCUAGAAGCUGGGUGGCCGGCCACUGCGCUCCUACAGGGUCAUAAACCUUAUCUGCCAAGUAACCAACCUGAAGCCAGGGAGACCUCCUAGUCCUGCCAGGUGGGAGCCCAGUGGAAGGCCUGUCCCAGGGAAUUCAGAAUUCCUGCCCACGGGGUCCUCUACACUAGGCCCAGGAAGAAACAGAAAUUGACACAGGGUCCUAAACCCAGCUUCCCAGCUCUAAGCCUCAUGUAUGAGCCUCCAGCAGCCUCUGCUAAGUGUCCUAUCUCCAACCCAUCAUCCUGAAAGAAGAAGAUGAUGCUCUCAGAAGGUUUAGCCCAGGAUGGGGGCGGGGAGGGGGCAACAGAGAAAGGGUUUUCUGGGUAGUCGAGACAACAGGAAACACUUGUGAAAGAGGCGGCUGUUGAGAGAAUAGCCCCAGCCCCAGAGGUUUCUGUAACCUGCCAGGUCAAAGGAGCAGACCUGAUUUCGAGUCUUAGGGUUCUCAAGGGUGAAAUAGAAGACCAGGGGGUGGAGGGGACGCCCUCCAGGUGAGACUUGAGUCAGCAGAGAGCUAUGUGAGCAAAUUAGCCCCCGGGGGCUCCCACCUUCCUCCCUGGCCGAGGCCACCUCCUCAGGAUCCAAACAUUCAUUAGAAGUCACACCAGCUGGGCCAGUUUCCCAGGUGGAUUCUCCAGGGCUGAGCAGGGUGAGGAAGGGCGGGGAAGAGAGCAGCUGAGCUUGUCAGCUGUCUCAACAGAUGCUGGGAGCCAGGCGCGGCACCCUGGAGCGGUUGGGCACCUCGCUGACGCAGCCACCUAUAAGGAGAGCCUCAGAGUGGGUCUCUCUUGAGGAAGUCCUCAAGGAAGCUAAUCCCUUGUCACUGAAAACAGGGACUUCCAGGACACUGGUACUGAUAGGAGGGGUUUGGCAUCCAGGGUGUGCCAGGAGCUGAGUCCAUCCACAGCUCACUAUCUGUGUGGAAGGAAUCAACGCUUUGUCUCUGAGCUACUUCUCGGGUGUCAUUCCUGUGGUUGACAUCUGGGGACCAUCAGAGAAGAGCCUCACCCUACAAGGGAUGUUCAAGACAAAAUGGCUGUUGCCUUCAGGGGCCCACCAGUGGAUUUAGACUUCUUUUAAGACUAGAGAACACAGGUGCUGUGCAGAUGUGGAGGGAAGAGGUGGAUUGAGGGUGGGUAGGGGGCGAUAUUUAUUAUAGAAACAAAAGGAACUUUGCAGACGUGUGUCCCCCUCGGCCAGGCUGCGCUAACCAGUGGCAUGAGAGUCUCGGGAACUGAUUCACAGCCUUCGGGAUCCUGCCGAGUUUGCAGAGGCUCUUCCCAAAUGCCUGUGAUGUUUUCAUGUUGUUCAGCUGCAGCUUGUACAGGGUACUUCUUUCAUUUUCAAAUAAAGAUGGA